AUGGUCUCCUCUUCUUCUUCUUUUUGUUUUAUGUUCUUUUUAGUUAUUUUCUACUUGGUUUCACCGGUGAGGUCAAGCGACGUUGAAGCUCUAAUGAUUUUGAAAUCAUCCAUUGAUCCAUCAAACUCCAUACCAUGGCGAGGAACAGAUCUCUGCAACUGGGAAGGUGUUAAAGAAUGCAUUAACGGAACAAGAGUCUCAAAGCUCGUUCUUGAGAACAUAAACCUCACUGGCUCACUCCACGAGAAGAGCUUGAACCAGUUAGACCAACUUAGAGUCCUCAGUUUCAAAGGAAACUCUCUCUCUGCCUCAGUCCCUAACCUCUCUGGUCUGGUAAACCUCAGAUCUCUCUUCCUCAACGACAACAACUUCUCCGGAGAGUUCCCUGAAUCUCUGACGUCUCUCCACCGACUCAAAACCAUCGUCCUUGCCGGAAACAGGCUUUCCGGACAGAUCCCUAGCUCGCUGCUCCAUCUCUCACACCUCUACACGCUUCACCUCCAGGACAAUCUCUUCUCAGGCUCUGUUCCUCCUCUCAACCAAACAACUCUGAGAUUCCUUAACGUCUCUAAUAACCAGCUCUCUGGCCCUAUCCCACUGACACAAGCCCUGAAACAGUUCAAUGAGUCUUGUUUUAAAGGAAACAUAGCUCUAUGCGGAGAUCAGGUUCAAGACUCAUGCAAGAAUGUCACAGGUGGAGUCUCUUCCAAACCGUCGGCAAUUCCAGCCAUCCCUAUAGCCAAAACAAAGACCAAAACAAAGCUCAUUGGAAUCACUGUCGGAAGCAUCGGUGGCGGUAUUGUAAUACUUCUCCUGACGUUGCUUCUUCUACGAAGAACCAAAUCCAAGAGAGAAGAGUGGAGAAACAAAGCAGCGGCAGAGUCAGAGAGAGCAACAGAAGGAGGCACCACCACUACUACCAGUGAAAGGAGAAACAAAAGGUUCUCAUGGGAGGAGGGAGAAAGCGAAGAAGGAUCAUCGGUGGGGACUCUGGUUUUCUUGGGGAGAGGUGAGUCUGCUGACAUCACAGCGGUGAGAUACACGAUGGAUGAUUUACUCAAAGCUUCAGCUGAAACGUUGGGAAGAGGGACGUUAGGGAGCACUUACAAGGCGGUGAUGGAGUCUGGUUUCAUAGUCACUGUGAAGAGGCUAAAGGACGCAGGAGGGUUUACUCGAACGGAGGAGUUCAAGAGACACGUUGAGAUCCUCGGCAGGCUCAAGCACCCUAACUUGGUGCCUCUCAGAGCCUACUUCCAAGCCAAAGAAGAAUGCUUGCUCGUCUACGAUUACUUCCCCAAUGGAAGUCUCUUCUCUCUUAUCCACGGAAGUAGAGUUUCAGGGAGUGGGAAGCCUCUUCACUGGACAUCAUGUCUGAAAAUAGCUGAAGAUUUGGCGAUGGGUCUUGUCUACAUUCAUCAGAAUCCAAACUUAGCUCAUGGCAACUUGAAAUCAUCCAAUGUUUUGUUAGGUCCUGACUUCGAGUCCUGCCUCACGGACUACGGUCUGAGAGAUCUCCGUGAUCCUCCAGACUCAGUUGAAGACACAACCGCAGCCUCUCUCUUCUACAAAGCUCCAGAGUGCAGAGACUCACGCAAGGCGUCAACGCAACCCUCUGACGUCUACAGCUUUGGGGUCCUCCUUGUAGAGCUUCUAACAGGUAAAACUUCGUUCCACGAACACGGGUCUGAUAUCUCCAGAUGGGUGCGUGCGGUGAGAGAGGCAGAGACUGAAUCAGGGGAAGAACUGAAUUCUUGUGAGGAGAAACUUGAAGCUCUUUUGAGGAUUGCGACGACUUGUGUGGCUGUUCAGCCUGAAAAGCGGCCUGUGAUGAGAGAGGUGUUGAAGAUGGUGAAGGAUGCAAGAGCGGAGGCAGCAGUGUUGUCGUCUUACAGCAGUGAUCAUUCACCAGGGAGAUGGUCAGAUACAGUUCAGAGUUUGCCAAGGGAGGAUCAUAUGAGCAUAUGAAGCAAGUUUUUUGUGCCUUCUCUCCAUUGAAAGUAGCACUAGGGGUUCGGUUCAUACUGCAAGGAUUUGUUGACGCCAUUUUGAUUAAAAUCAGUGACUCGGAAGAUGAAAUGCCAAAUCUGCUUCAGUCUUAUUCCUGCUUACAAAAAACAGUUGGUGUCAUACCAGAAGAAAUGGAAGUAUAUGUAUAUUGGAUUUAAAAUGCAUGUAUUACACUUUAAAGUGGAAACA
This is a messenger RNA of Raphanus sativus (radish), 2196 nucleotides long. Its product is annotated as inactive leucine-rich repeat receptor-like serine/threonine-protein kinase At1g60630. The transcript is spliced from 2 exons. The coding region runs from base 1 to 1965 and encodes 654 amino acids. The record is from RefSeq and is a predicted model, not a curated record. Gene Ontology annotation, molecular function: protein kinase activity; ATP binding; protein binding. NCBI's taxonomy places the organism in Eukaryota, Viridiplantae, Streptophyta, Magnoliopsida, Brassicales, Brassicaceae. Gene Ontology annotation, biological process: protein phosphorylation.